Messenger RNA from Owenia fusiformis, 2535 nucleotides. The record is from the annotation of a GenBank genome assembly. Lineage: Eukaryota; Metazoa; Annelida; Polychaeta; Sabellida; Oweniidae.
UAUGGCUCAGCUUUACCAUAAGCCUCUGCAGGUUUAUGAAAUAUUACCUGCAUUAAUACAUCAGCCAGGCCUAAUUGCACCCCUAAUGGGGUAAAUUGUAGGGUUAAUUAUGUUAAAUUACAUACAGAAUAGCAAUUAUGCAUGAGCUGGACUGGUAAUAGGGGGUUAAUACUUAAUAGAUACUGCUCUAUACAAGUAUACUGAGCCUAUGCCAACUCAUUGUGAAGCCAACUUGCUUACAUGUUAAGACACUCAAAGGAAUGAAACCACAAAAUAGGAGAUUUUAAGCCAAUGAUUGCAUUGUUUCCUGUUGUAUUUUUCAAUAUUGGAAGUUUAAUGACAUUUGUCAAGGAUCUUAAAUUGAACUGAUGUACUCUGCUUAGAAACAGUUGCCAUGGCGACAGAUACAGCAUUACUCACAAAGCUGAUUCAGGAUGCGGUUCAAAAACUCUGCAUGCAACAUGUGCAUUCAUCCACCAUGGUUGAAAUAGAUGGUAUUAUAUGCGUCUCGCCUAUAAACGAGCGAGACAUCGUCAUCAAAAUGCAUAAAACAUUGGAAAAGUCGGCAGAGGCAACAGUGUCAAAUAUCCAAAAUGUGCUGGCGGAAAAGCUAAAACAGCAAAGUAUGGACCGUGCUAGUCAGGAUUUUAUGAACAAUAUUGAAUCAAAUUGCCAGUUAGCCAAAUCCCCAGAAGAUAUGUACAGUUCUGCAAUGACAUGGCUUAAGACGCAACCGUUAAUGUCCCCAUUUCAGCACAUUUCUGCACAUCAGUUAUUAGCGCAGCAAGCAGCUCUUGCCCAUAAUGCAACACAAGAAUCAACACAGGAGGUUAAACAAGCUGACCAACCUGUCAAUUUGACGCUAAAAAGGAAAUCAACUGAAGCCCAUGAAAAGGUGGAGCCACCAUACAGUGCUAAGCGGUCACGUCAGGCAAGUGAGAGAAAUGACAGAGUUGACGAGGAUGACUGUGUUACAGUUGACGACAGAGAUGAUAUUAAAGAAGAGGUUUUCAAUGAUACUAAUGAUAUUACACAGGAAGACCCGCAACCCCCUAGACCACUUUACCCCCAUACUCGAGCUGUUCUUCACAAUGGACUGACAACCCAUAAGCCACCAGCAGAUGUUGGCUGGCCCGGGACACCCUCUAUAUAUGGCUUAUAUGGUAACCAUAGCAACAACAACAGUGCUAAUGUUGCCAGUGGCAACAACUUUAACAAUUUCAAUGCUGACUCAGAUUCAUUGCCGAGGAUUGGCAAAAGUCGCAAUCGGACAGCCUACAGUAAUGCUCAAAUUUACCAACUCGAACAGGAAUUUUUAAUAAAUCGUUACAUAAAUCGGCCGAGGAGACACGAACUUGCUUUAUUGCUCGGGCUCAAUGAGCUUCAGAUUAAAAUUUGGUUCCAAAAUCGUCGAAUGAAAGAAAAAAAAGAAAAAGGUGGAUCCGUCUCUGGAACCUGGAAUACAAGAGACAGUUUAGACGAUUCCAUGCUUAGUUCUGAAAAUGACCACCAGGGGUCCCCACCAGUUUCUCCAUAUAAGGAUGAUAGUCCGACAAGAGGGACGGUUAAUGAUGCGGAUGACAUGAAACAGGAAAAUAUUCAAGGCAAUGUGAAUAAGGAGUUCACUAAACAAGAGAUUAAAACGGAAUGAAUGGAAUAAAAUUCAAUGUUACUGUCAAAUACUCUUACGCAUUUAUAAUUCUGCACAUAUGAAGUCCCUGCCUUGCUUAUGAAAUCAAAUCAUCAUGUGUUAUGUCCAAUAAUAUCAGGAUUUAAAAAUAUAGCUCCUCACCAUAGCUGUCAAAUAUUAUAUCGAUCCUCAUAUAAGCAGCACUUGUGAAAUGUCUCAAUAAGAUCAUACUGAAAAGUAGGAAUGAUCGAGAAAUUGUAAAUACAAUGAAAUUGGAUAAUGUGACUGAUAGACAUAAAACUGGAUCAGGAGAAUGCUAUUUAUCUCCUUAAAGAGAAAAUGGGAUCUAUAUUCAGAAGAUUCAAUCAACUUUUAGUCAACAGACAAAAUUGUUAAAGUGGAUGAAAAGUGGAUCUUGGAAAAUCCUUGCAUCGAAAGUAUUGACCAUAUUGUUCAGUGAUCUUCCCACAUCAUUUUUGCAACAAUGUGCUAAAUCCCUUUUUUUAAUUUUACCAGUUUUGGGUGAAAUUAAUGUUGCAACAUCUUGACAGAGUGCAAAGUUGCAAACAAAUGUUCAAUAUGGUAGCAUGUAAUUAAAGAAUUUUUGACAAGCUGUAGGACCCAGCCGCUUGAAUGCUGUUGAGAUCACUCCUACCCAGGCCCAUAGACAGGGGGGGUUUGGGGUCAAGCAAAACCCCCUGGCCAAAAAUUCUUUCAAAAUCAUGCACUUUUUUACCAUUAUGAUGACUUUUCAAGUGAUUAUGGCCAAAGUUGUCUAUAUUGAGCUCCCCAUGUGAAUUUUCUAAAAAGUGAACCCCCUUGGCAAAUCCUGGCUACGGGCCUACCUACCAAUAUAUUUCUUUCAUGUAUAUGUUCGAGAAAUACAUGUUUUUGGAGAAUGUGAA